CCAUAUUAGGAGAAGUGAGUGAUCACGUUGAUGAAGCUCUAAUGCCUCAUCAUAGUCUAUCUGUCUUCCGUUUCUAUUCUCUUCUCAUCUCACUCUCUUUCCCCAUCCAGCUCACUCUCUUCCGUUUUCUUCCCUAUAAAAUUAACUCCUUACCUUCCUCCAAUUUCUCUUAAUCAAACUUAACGUGCACUCAACCACAACAUUCACAUUCAUCACAACUCACCUCACCCAGCUAGCUAGCUUCAUAAGGUUAAUUAGAUUUUUUUCGUGGAAACAAAGAUCUCAAUACUUGUGAUAUCAUGACGAUGAUGAGCAACAACAACAACAACAACAACGUUGGAGAAUUUGGAGACACCACUCUGACUAAGGUUUUUGUUGGGGGCUUAGCUUGGGAGACUCCGAAGGAUGCCCUCAAAGACCACUUUGAGAAGUAUGGUGAGAUCCUUGAAGCUGUCAUCAUUUCCGAUAAGCACACUGCCAAAUCCAAAGGCUAUGGCUUUGUGACUUUCAAGGAGGCUGAGGCUGCCAAGAAGGCUUGUGAGGAUUCAGCAACUCUCGUUAUCAAUGGCCGUCGAGCAAAUUGCAAUCUUGCUUGCCUAGGUGCUCGUCGCCCAAGGUCUUCUUCCAAUGUUUCACCACCUCCACAACCACAAGGAGGAUCAAACGGUGGAGUAGUGAAGAACAAUGCAUCAAGCCCACCAGUCAUCAAUCACGUGCAGCCAUAUUAUUAUCCAGUGAGGACAACUGCUGCUCUGCCAUUCCAUAAUCACACUCUUCCUUUCUAUGGGUAUGCGCCUACCUACAUUGUGACGGACGUAAACUACAAUUACAAUCAGAAACUGUGCUACGGUAGCGGUGGGACCUACAUGAAUGGGCAGCAUGUGUACCCGAGGCAGGCUAUUGUGGGUGCCAACACACUGAUGCCAAUGUACCCUCUUUAUCAGUAUCAUCAUCCAACGGAGACCAUAGGUGUACCAGCUCCAAACUUUUAUCCAACGGCAUCAUGGGCCCCAAUGACCAUCAUGUCCAAGCCAUCGUCUAUCGUUCCUCAUACAGGUACAGUUGGCACAGGUGAGUGCUUUAAAAGGGUUGUCUGAGAGGAGCUUGGUUGGCUAAAUAACAGCAGAGGGAGGGAAAAUGGUGGUGGUGGCCGCACAGAGCAACAUUAUUAUCUGAUCUGUCUUGGCUUUACUUUCCUUUUUUUUUGUUGUUGUCUUUAAAUAUUGUUUCAUUUUUAGUUGUUAAUCGUAGGCAUUUUGUUGUUGAUGAGAUUCUUUCAUUCUCUUUUUCUGUCUAACAUCUCAGCAUGUGCUGUGCACAGUUACAUUCAGUUGAAAUUAUCGAUUUGUUCUCCGGUGUUGUAAAGAAAAA
Molecule: messenger RNA, 1371 nt
Organism: Glycine soja
Lineage: Eukaryota; Viridiplantae; Streptophyta; Magnoliopsida; Fabales; Fabaceae
Product: probable RNA-binding protein ARP1
Exons: 6
Coding region: 300-1097 (265 amino acids)
Molecular function (GO): RNA binding
Source: RefSeq, a predicted model, not a curated record